GAUCUAAGGCUUUUUCUAUGUACACAAAAGACCUAUUUUUCUCAAAUAUUGUUCACAAAUCUGUCUAAAUCUUUGUUAGUGAGCACUUCUCCUUUGCCGAGAUACUCCAUCCACCUCACAGGUGUGGCAUAUCAAGAUGCUGAUUAGACAGCAUGAUUAUUGCACAGGUGUGCCUUAGGCUGGCCACAAUAAAAGGCAUAACUUGUAGGUCUUACAGGUUUAGAAUGACAUGAGGGUGAGUAAUUACAGAAUUUUCAUUUUUGGGUGAACUAUCCCUUUAAGUAGAAUAUUAUAAACGUAUAAUAAUAAUAAAAUGUCAACAUUCGCUACUAUCCAGUCUCUGCUGUAGCUCCUGUGUCCUGAAUUCCCAGAAUGCAGUGCCGCUGUGACGACACAUUCCCAUUCUCUAUACUGAAAAACUCUGACAAGGCAAACUUCAGGAUGUCUAACAGCAUGAAUGUGUGUGUGUGUAUAUAUAUAUGCAUGUAUGUGUAUAUAUAUAUAUAUAUAAAAUAUGAUUAAUAUAUUUUCUGGGAAGCGCGGUUUAGGUUUUUGUCCAUCUGAGAACAAUAAACGGAAGAUUUAAUAACUGAAGGAUUUAAAUGUAUAUUAUAUUUAAAUUUGUUAAUUUUUAUUUAUUUCAUUUUAUUAUUCUUAGACAAAAACUUAAUUAUUUGAAAAAAGCAAAUCACAAUGACAGUUAAUUAAUAAUUAAUAAGUGUGUCUUGUGAAUUUAGGUAACAGCACCAAAAUAUGCAAAACAUCUUAUUCAGCUCUAUCUAGAUGAACAUGCUGACAUUCGAAUUUCCAUCUUUUUCUGACAUCAAUGAGCAAUUUGAUCCAGCUAAUGCAAACGGGGGACCAUGGUUGGGGACGGACCUUGGAGGUUCUGCAUGCCUAAGUCAACAGUCUGUUUUCAUGUCCACAAGAUCACUGCUCAAUUAAAAAAACAGUGAGGGAGGGUAAAGGCUUUGCGCGUUUGGCACAGCAUGAUGCCUUCAGUAAAGGUGCCAUUGAUGGGUGCAAAAUUUGGAUAAAACCACCAAAUACACACAAGGAAGACUAUUUUAAUUACAAACCGUUUCAUUCAAUCCAAAUGCAGGCUAUAUUUGAUGAUACAGGGCGUUCCAUAAAUGGUUUAAUUGGUUAUCCUGGAUCUGUUCACGACACAAGGAUUUUUAAAAACAAUUGUUGGAUCAUGAUUAUUUGUAGUUAGGGAUAUAAUAUUACAUACAACAAGAUUACUGUCUUAACAGCAGAGUUUAAAGGCUUUUUCUUUUUUGCAGCAGGUCUGUGCAUCCAUGUAUAAGAUGUAACAUACAUUGAAAUAACAGUACUGAUUGAUGUUAGUGUUGUAAAAAACACUAUGAUUUACAAGUUUACUUACAUUCUUGUAAUGUGUUAUAUUGGUUACUUCAGUACUGUUGCACUUUUUUGUUUAUCUCAAACACCAGUUAUUGAACAAUUAUUAAACAAUUGAAAAGUGAGACAGAAACUGCCUAUUAUUUUCAUAUAUGCUUUUCAUUUUGUCAACACAGAAUGUGUGUUUUAUUCUAUGGACAUUUCAAUGCACUGCGGGACUUUUAUUUUGGCGUGUCGCUGUGACGUCAUACGGCUGCUGCAUCUGUUGUGAUUCGGCUGAAGACAGGUUUGUGCUUUUAAGCAUUUAAAGUGUUUAAAUCAAUGCAACCCGUACGGGCUAUUAUUGUUUUUAAGAAGUGAUGUAAAAUAGCUUAAUUAUUAUUGCAUGUAACAUCGCGACGCUUUAUCUGACAUGUUUCAGCCGUACUUAUGUGAUUAAAGCCCAUCCACAGACGCGUCUCAUUUGGUGAAUGAGUUGAUAGUAAACACGAGUCGAGUCUCUGAGUGUCCAAACACACAGAAAGUAAAGCUACUGAGAUCCAUGUGAUGUAAAGAUGGCAUCUAUUAAAGAGGAGAGUGAAGACAUUAAGAUUGAAGAUGCAAUCGGCGUGAAACAAGAAGAUACCGAGGAACAAACAGACCUGAUGCCACUGAAAGAGGAGAGUGAAGUACUAGAUGAAAUGAAAGAAAAAGAUCAGUGUAAGAAACCUCAUGUUAUCGUAACUGAAGAAAUAUCUGAAAAGACUUCCUCACAAAAAAGUAAUUUCACCUGCCAACAGUGCGAAAAGUGUUUCGCUACAAAAGCAAACCUGAAACGCCACAUGGAUAUUCACACUGGAGAGAAGCCUUACACCUGCCAGCAGUGUGGAAAGUGUUUCAAUAAAAAAGGAACCCUUAAAGGCCACAUGAGCAUUCAUACUGGAGAAAAGCCCUACAUGUGCCCUCAGUGUGGAAACGGUUUCACCCAGCAAGGAAACUUUAACAGGCACAUGAGAGUUCACACUGGAGAGAAGCCUUACACCUGCAAACUGUGUGAAAGAAGCUUUACAACAAAACUAAACCUUGAGUAUCACACGAACAGUCACACCGGUGAGACGCCGUUUACAUGUGAUCAGUGUGGAAGGAGCUUCAGAUAUAAGGUAACCCUUAAAAGGCACAUGAAGGUUCACUUAAGAGAGAGCAGUUUUAAGUGUCAUCAGUGUGGAAUGAGUUUCUCAGACAGCAAAAACCUUACGAAUCAUGUGAUAACUCACACUGGAGAGGAACCAUACAUGUGCCUUCAAUGUGGAAAGACUUGCUCAAACAAUACAAACCUUGGUGUUCACAUGAGAAUUCACACUGGAGAGAAGCCUUUCACCUGCCCUGAGUGUGGAAAGAGCUUCAGAUUUAUAGGAAACUUUCAGACUCACAUCAGAGUUCACACUGGAGAGAGGCCUUACACCUGCCCUCAUUGUGGAAAGAGCUUCAGAUUUAUUGGAAAUUUUCAGACUCACAUGAGGGUUCACACUGGAGAGAAGCCUUACAUGUGUCUUGAGUGUGACGAGAGUUUCACAUAUCAGAGAGACCUGAAACAUCAUCUGCUAACUCACUCUGGAAAGGAAUUCUAGUGUUCCUCAGUGGCAAGAGGUUUACAAUGUAGAGCAAUUUCAAAAAUCACCUGUACAUUCAGUCUGGAGAAAGGCAAAUUUCUUGUGAAAUGAAAUUUGUCUCUGUAUGCUCAAUGGAUGACUUUGAAAUGGACAAGACGAUGAGCCAAGUUUUUAGAAGUUAAGAUUAGAUUAGACCACACCCUCUCCCGGUCGACUGAUAAAUCAAGAUCUGUUAAUUCACGAUUCCAGAUAGAUUUAAUAGAAAGAGACUUUGCAGUGUGAUCAUUAAGUUUACUAAGUAAUGCACACGCGAGACUCUGUUUGUGUUCUUUAGCCCUAUUCGAACGGGACUAAUUUAAUCUAAACAACGUUUGAGUUACAGGUCUUGUCACCCGAUGUCUGUGAUUACAAGUGCUGAUUCGGAUGAGACUAAUGUCUCUGUUUAUUACAGAGGUGAGAGGGUGUGUAAAACUAGUCCCGUAAAGGCUCUGCAAUUUAAAUGGGACCAGAAAAUACUAGUGAUGGCAUGAAAUUUCUGCAAGUUUCAAAUACUGAAUGGUUGUUAGAGAUGCUGUUUAAUUUUGAUUGUGUAGAGGUCAUUGAUAGGUCUUUGAUGUUUGAUUUAAGUUUAGUAUCUUAGAAUCAAAUUAUUAGAUAAACUCUUUGUUUUUGUGAAAUGGCAAUGUAAAAGAAAACAUAAAUAAAAGGACAUAAAACGAAUGAAAGA
This is a messenger RNA of Onychostoma macrolepis, 3678 nucleotides long. Its product is annotated as gastrula zinc finger protein XlCGF8.2DB-like. The record is from RefSeq and is a predicted model, not a curated record. NCBI's taxonomy places the organism in Eukaryota, Metazoa, Chordata, Actinopteri, Cypriniformes, Cyprinidae. The coding region runs from base 1917 to 2969 and encodes 350 amino acids. The transcript is spliced from 3 exons.